Molecule: messenger RNA, 732 nt
Organism: Sarcophilus harrisii (Tasmanian devil)
Lineage: Eukaryota; Metazoa; Chordata; Mammalia; Dasyuromorphia; Dasyuridae
Gene: NMB
Product: neuromedin B
Exons: 3
Coding region: 121-495 (124 amino acids)
Biological process (GO): neuropeptide signaling pathway; positive regulation of hormone secretion
Cellular component (GO): neuron projection
Molecular function (GO): neuromedin B receptor binding; neuropeptide hormone activity
Source: RefSeq, a predicted model, not a curated record
GAAGCGCAGAGGGGAGUUGGAGAGAAAUCCCAGAACAGGAGAAGGAGCCCGGGAAGCAACUAGACAGGGAGGGACAAGUCCUACAAGUAGUACAGAGUGGGAUUUGGGUCCAAGAUAAGCAUGUCUUCUGAGCUGACUUGCCGACCUCUGCACCCUUGGCUCCUGAGUUGCCUGGUGUUCCUUGCUUUUCUAUCCAGCACUUCUACAUUCAGCCUGGACUUUGCAGAACAUCGGAAUAAAGCAGCCAAGAUCAAAAUCCAUCCCAGAGGCAACCUCUGGGCCACAGGUCACUUCAUGGGCAAGAAAAGUGUGGAGCCCCUGGCGUUCUCAUCUCCUGACACAACUUCCCGCACCACCCUGGAGGAAAUGAAAGAUCGGCUAAGUCAUGAGUUAGUUAGGAUUCUCCGGCUAAAGAAAUCCCUGGGCAUGAACGAAGAGGGCCCUGCAGUGAGUGCCCAGGAUCUAUGGAUGCUGGUUCAGCAACUGGAGAAGUAGUCAGGUCACCAGUACCUACAGCUCACACUGUACAGAUCAUGAAGCUGCAUGGAGUUGAGACCACGACCACUGGGGGCUACUGCUACAAUCUGAUGAAGAGUAGUUUCAGGUCCUUGUUGUUACAUCAUUUCUAUCAUCUUUGACUAAGGUUACUCACUGUUAACACUGUUCUUUAAGACAUAAAUGGUAUCUCUUCGGCAUACUUUUUUCCUCCUGAAUCCUUGAUGACGUUGUGAA